This is a messenger RNA of Solanum pennellii, 1457 nucleotides long. RefSeq names its product ethylene-responsive transcription factor 2-like. Gene Ontology annotation, biological process: ethylene-activated signaling pathway; regulation of DNA-templated transcription. The transcript has a single exon. The coding region runs from base 624 to 1340 and encodes 238 amino acids. Gene Ontology annotation, molecular function: DNA-binding transcription factor activity; DNA binding. NCBI's taxonomy places the organism in Eukaryota, Viridiplantae, Streptophyta, Magnoliopsida, Solanales, Solanaceae. The record is from RefSeq and is a predicted model, not a curated record.
AAAAAAUAAUAUAUACUAGCAAUAAAAAAACUUUUUUUUAAAAAAAAACUAAGAUAACAAUAAAUGAAAGAAAAAACAUAUACAAUUCUUCAAAUUAUCACCAAACCUAUCCAACAACUCACUUCCACACCUCCCAUAAUAUUAUCUCGAUCAAUCAUAUCAUAAUUCUAACGAAAAGUAAAACAAAGACUUUAAUGGAAGUCAUAGUCCAUAUGUCUACUACAAAUAGUGAAUUACUAGAAAAAUGCGGCUCACAAAUAGAAAACUUUAACUUCAUUUUAAACAUCAGUAAUUUUAUCUUAUUAGUAUUAUUAAAAAUAUCUAAUUUCCAAUUUUCAAAUACAACACGUGCUUAUUGAAACUCUCUAUUUCCCUCUCAAAAACAUAGAACUUUUCUCCAUUUAGAAGUUUCAAGGAAAGCUCAAAUUCCAAACAAACAAUAUUUUAAUCAUUAUUGUUAAUAAAUUUCCCACCCGUGCAUGAACCAAAUUUCAUAUAAAUAUUUCCCAUUCCCCGCUUUAAUCCAGAAAAAAAAAAAACUCAUAACUUCCUCUGUUUUUUCUUGAUUUGCUCUAUUUGUACUAAAUUCGCUUCGAUAUAAAAAUUCGUAACCAAAAUUCAAAAUGUAUUCAAAUUGUGAAGUAGAUAAUGAUUUUUCAGUACUCGAAUCAAUUAGAAGAUACUUACUUGAAGAUUGGGAAGCUCCAUUAACGAGCUCUGAAAACUCAACAUCCUCAGAGUUCAGCCGAAGCAACAGCAUUGAAUCCAAUAUGUUUACUAAUUCACUUCCGAAUGAAUUCGAUUAUACACCUGAAAUUUUUCAAAAUGAUAUUCUCAAUGAAGGAUUUGGAUUUGGAUUUGAAUUCGAGAGUUCUGAUUUUAUAAUCCCUAAAUUAGAGUCACAAAUGUCAAUCGAAUCACCUGAAAUGUGGAAUUUACCGGAAUUUGUGGCUCCAUUAGAGACGGCGGCGGAGGUGAAAGUUGAAACACCGGUUGAGAUGACAACUACGACGACGAAGCCAAAGGCAAAACAUUAUAGAGGUGUGAGAGUGAGGCCAUGGGGGAAAUUCGCAGCGGAAAUUAGAGAUCCGGCGAAAAAUGGAGCAAGAGUUUGGCUCGGUACAUAUGAGACGGCGGAGGAUGCGGCGUUGGCUUACGACAAGGCGGCGUUUCGCAUGCGGGGAUCACGUGCAUUGCUAAAUUUUCCGUUGAGGAUUAAUUCUGGUGAACCGGAGCCUGUUAGAGUCGGAUCGAAGAGAUCGUCAAUGUCGCCGGAGCAUUGUUCAUCGGCGUCGUCGACGAAGAGGAGGAAGAAGGUUGCUCGUGGAACAGAGCAAUAAGUCCUAAAAGUGGGCCCUGUAUAUUAAUAAAAAAAAUAGAAUUAUCCGACGGAAGUUGUUUUCUUAUAGAAAAAAGUUAUUACUUUGGGUGAAGUAAUGAAUUUGGUUUUUCUUUAA